Molecule: messenger RNA, 1309 nt
Organism: Oncorhynchus kisutch (coho salmon)
Lineage: Eukaryota; Metazoa; Chordata; Actinopteri; Salmoniformes; Salmonidae
Product: vesicle transport protein GOT1A-like
Exons: 5
Coding region: 109-492 (127 amino acids)
Biological process (GO): retrograde transport, endosome to Golgi; endoplasmic reticulum to Golgi vesicle-mediated transport
Cellular component (GO): membrane; endoplasmic reticulum
Source: RefSeq, a predicted model, not a curated record
AGGAAGAAGCACAGAUCUACACCGAACUCCCAAGGAGAAGGAGCGAGAGAGAUACGCAACAGGGGGGAGUGAAGGAGAGAGAAUUCAGGGGAGGACGAAAACAUCAUCAUGGUUUCAAUCACAGCGACUCAGAAGAUUGGUGUUGGUCUCACAGGCUUCGGCCUCUUCUUUCUGCUCUUUGGCGUGCUGCUGUACUUUGACUCUGUCUUACUGGCAUUUGGGAAUGUUCUGUUUCUGGCUGGCCUGGCGUUCAUCAUUGACCCGAGAAGGACGGCAGGGUUCUUCUUCCAGAGACAGAAGCUCAGAGGCUCCACCUUCUUCCUCGGUGGCGUGGCCUUGGUGCUGUUCCGCUGGCCAAUCAUCGGCAUGGCUGUGGAGAGCUACGGCUUCGUGCUCCUGUUCAGGUCAUUCUUCCCUGUGGCGUUUGGAUUCAUUUUAUCGUUGGUUAAUAUCCCCUAUCUCAAUGUGGGAAACAGCUCCUCUAUGGUCUGAGAGAAUAGAAAGGUAGGGGAAGCUCUCUCUACAUGUCUCUCUCUCUCACUAUCUCUAUGCUUUCCCUUUCUUAUCUCCGUUACACAACAACUUCCCUAGGAAGUGGCCCUUCCAUGGUCUGAGGAAAGAGAAUGAGAGUGGAAGAGUUGAAUAGAGGCUGCAAAGAAGAGAGGAGGAAUGAAUGUGAUGGAUUAAAAAAGGAAAAGCUUAUGGGCUACAACCUUUGACAGAGACUGACAGAGAAGUGGUGGAGACGAGGUAGCUAAGAGCCUUGUCCAUCAACAAGUAUUAACCAAUGGACUUGAACUAUUCUUCUUAAAACGUUUAUAUAAAAAUGAUCUACCAGAGAAACCAUGUGUGGCAAUGAGUGUUUGCCAUUCCACCAAUGUAUUUAUAAUAAAACCAUGUUUUUGAUCUACACUUUAUUUUAAUGUAAACAUGUAAUCUAUUACUUUGUAGAUGACGGUGUACAUUUCGAAAGUUUUGGGUGAUGUCUGUAUUUCAUUUAGAAAUAGAUAUGCCUUCUAUUAUUCUAUUAUUCAGAAUGUCUCAUGAAUGUCAUAUUUUUGAGCGAAGGGAAAAGGACUAGUGCUAUUUUGUGACACCCUGACCCCCUUUUGUGCAGUUUAAAUACAAGAACAAGGACCAAUAUCGGGGAAAAUACAAUGGGUAUGAGGGUGCAUGUUCAUCAAACCACUUCUCCUUUGCAAUGUUCCAUUAUUUAGUUUAUUUUCUGGAUAAUCUUGACCUUCAACUCAAAUGCCCUACAUUGUGUGCUGGACAGGUUGGAAUAAAGUAAAGUAAUACUUUUAAAGAA